GCACGCGGAAAAAAAGCACAGCUCGCUUAUCAAAGUGCUCUUAAAUAUGGAGCUGUUCAUGUUUACCGUGGUCGAGUAUUGCUUAUUGGACAGGAUCGGGCAGGAAAAACAAGUUUAAAGAAGUCUCUCAUUGGUCUACCAUUUAAUCCAAAAGAAAAAAGCACUGAUGGAAUUGAAGUGGAUCCUUCAAAAUUUCAGUUAGACGUUGAUGAAGACAGGAAUUGGCAACCUAUUGAUGAGAGAAAACAAGGAUUGCUGGGAUGUUCGAGAGAUGUGGCACAGAUGGUGGUGGAAAAGAUGUUUGAUAUUCCAGUUAGCCGUGCCUGGGUUCAGGAGGAGGAAAGAGGAGAAGCAAUACUUCAGAGUGAUGAUAACAAGAAUAGGAAACAGGUUGUUACUGAUGGACAGAAGGAGGAAGUUUCUCUUGUGAACCAGGUUUGUCUUUGCUGGUUUUUGAAAUGUGAUGUUUUUUCGUGAAUCCAUCGUCACUGCAAGAAUGUCCUAACAGUAGUUAUUAUAAAUUGAUUAUCGCCUUCUUCAUAAGUUAGGUUAUAGUGACUUCCCUGCCCUUUGCCACAGUCUCCGUAUGGAAAAUAUGUAACAACCGCUAGAUCGUUUUCUAGAUCGUUUUCCAAUGCUGGUUAUAAAUUUUAACCAGCGUUUUUAUACUUGUAAGUUUAGGUCCGAGAGUAGAAUGAUACUACUAUCAACCAUUUAGUUAUAUUUCCAUGAUUGUACCCAUCUAUACUUUCAACUUUCAACUUUAUUUAAAUUUGAAAAUAUAGCAAGAGAUACAUUGGGACAAGAGAAUUACUUUUUCAUUUUCACGAUGAUCGUAUCCACAUCAAUAUAUGAGUCUUCAGUUUCAAGGAAAUCGAGUAGCAUUUCUUUUAGUGAUCUUUUAAAAGCUUUUUUCGGUCUUAUACACGUAAGCUUAGCCUUUGGGUCGAUCAGUAGUGCGUGUGCAAACGAAAGUGAGUUUAGCCAUAUCUUUAUUUAUCUUUUUAAGUGUUAAUGAGGCCUUGAGCAUAGCUUUCCCUUAUUUUGUUGUUGUUGUUAAUCACAAUUUCGCUGUUUUCUUUUUUUUUAUGCGAGGAGUAAAGCCAAGGGGCUGUGAGGACUCAAUCAAACACCUUUUUCCUAUGCGUCCUUAAACUCACUGUUCCUUUAAAAAUUCAGAGCAUAUUAAUGCUGUGGAUACCUCAUGCCUCCAAUAAUCGUACCUCAAUGUUUGAGCUUAUUAAGAAUUUUCUGUCAUCAAAAACAACUUUAAAUGGCUGAAUAAUCGAAUCGGGGGGUGAAGAGGAAUAAUUAGGUGUUCAUUAUUCCAUUAUUCCAGCUGGAAAAUUUUCUUUAUGCCAUCAUUCCAGAAAAAAAAAGAACAAAUUAUUCCGUUGAAAACGUCUGCUUAUGCCAUUAUUCCGCGCCACAAAAUGGCAUUAUUCCAUUCUUACCACAAAAAAAUGCCGUUAUUCUUACUCAACUAUUCCUCUUCACCCCCAAAAAUCGAACCAGCCAUGUUAAGUCUUUCAGAAUCAGAAUCAACAGUUAUUUUUUUCGUACUCUGCUACAGGUUGGUGAUCCAAACGAAGACAGUGCUAGUGAACCCACAUUGACAGGACCUGAUCAUGAAUUAGUGGUUGAUACUACUUCACCUGCGGAGGAGAUCAAGGAACGAGCUGUAAGUUUGAUAAAGUACAUGCAAGGUGAAGGUGUUAGGCCUGAAGAAUCUGUUCCCAGUAUCGAACUGUGGGAUUUUGCUGGACAACACCUGUAUUAUGCAUCCCAUCCUGUUUUUUUAUCAUCACGUGCGCUGUACAUCUUGGUGUGCAACCUCAGCAAGUCACUGCAUGACACAGCCAAACCCUGUGUGAGACGAGGAUCUCGUAAUGUUGAUUUGGAAAACCCCAAUGAAGAAACAAAUCUUGAGAACUUGUUGUCUUGGCUGUCCACAGUGCAUAGCGUCGCACAGAUGAGAAGAGAAACCUGUGAUGAUGUAGAAAAAGAGGUGCCUCAUUUGCGCCCCCCAGUGAUCAUUGUAGGAACCCAUGCAGACAAACCAUUUGAAGACAUUAAAACAAUGAAAACAGAAAUCCGGAACGCAAUUGCUGGUAAGGACUAUGAAGGACAUGUGGUGCGGACUAUCUUUAGCAUUGACAACACUGCGAAGUUACUUCAAAAUAAGAUCAGAAAUGUUUUUAGGAAAGAUGAAAACAUUGAUGACAUCCGAGCUCUACGGGUCAAAAUCAUGGAAGUGCUAAGACAGGAGCCUUACAUUGGGGAGAACAUACCUGUGAGGUAAAUAACGUUUAUACAAGAACAUAAUUCCAUUAAAAUUAAUAAUAAUUUCAUCAGUAAUUCAUUGACUCUGACGUCAUACUAAAGCGUGACCACAAACAGGUUGUUACGAAAACUAAGACCCUCGAAAACUAGGACCUAAAAGACCCGUCUUAGCUUUCGAGAUUAUACGAAAACUUACUUAAACGCCCUAAAAUCGAAUCCGUCGAAGUAUGAAAUUAAGUUAAAACCAAAGUUUAGGUAUAAUCUGUCAAAUUAUCUUCUGUUCGAUCCUUUCCACGUAGUGUUAGGUGAAAUUCAGUUGAACCUGAAUUACAUGGUUUCCUUACGUUAAUCAACCAGAUACUGUUCAGUUCUUAUGACUGCUAGGAAAUGACAGUUUUUCCACCUUAGUGAGGGGCUAGAAUUCACCAGCCUUCAGGCCUUAAGCGGAUAUUUUGGCUGGGUGUUAGGAAAACUAAGACCCUCGAAAACUAAGACCAAAGACCCCCUAAAAUCGAAUCCGUCGAAGUAUGAAGUCAUAUUAUAACCGAAGUUAAGGUAUAAUCUGUCAAAUUAUCUUCUGUCCGAUCCUUUCCACGGAGUUUUAGGUCAAAUUCAGCGGUAAAUUUAGGGUUCUUAUUUUUCGUAGUUUCGAAAACAAAGACCCCUCGUACGUACAUACAUACAUACAUAUUUAUUAAUCCUUAAAUAAAAAAAAAAAACAGUAUACAGGAUGUUAAAAGGUCAAACGCAACAGACAGGAGUACAUGUAAAUACUACAUACAUACAUAGUUUUCGUUAUCACGAAAACUAGGACUCGCACAAAACCAAUCCGUAAAAUAUGUAUGAAGUCGGAUUACGACCGUUCAAAGACUGUAAUCCGUAAAACGUCUGAACACUCGAUCCGCGUCUAAUUUGCAGACAUAUCAGUAUUCAGGCUUCAGGCUUGCGUUGCCUGAAUAUCUUCAAAAUCGCUUUCGGAAACGUUACCCCGCUAGGGGGCGGGCACGAAGGGGUUCCUCGGGUAAUGAUUUUUUGGGUGGGUAUGAGCUGCCCGGGUCUCCAAAUUUGGACCUCGUUUUAAAAAGAAUUUGCCUAAAAAUGAUACCCCGUUCUAGAAUUUUAGUAAGUUUCCAAAGCCCUCCUGGCCCUUUUUUGAAAAAAAGAAACAAAGUUAUUUCUAUGUCUAUUCGACUUAACCUUCGACUUCGACUCAAAAUGCGCCGAUUUCGUCUUUUUCUGUUUGGGGCGCGAAGCGCGAGUGCAGGGUAAACACGUUAUUACGCGACAAUUACAUUACCACGGCCUACGACGCGCAACACAACAGUUUGCUUUUUUUAUUAUUUUGCGUUUUAUGGCUGCUAGUAAUUUGAAACUUUCAUGAAAGGAAAAAAUAUGUAUAACACCGUUCUAAAUCUGGGACUUCCGAAUCAUUGCCUCGUUGAGAGGCACAUACCCGUAUAGCUAUUUUGGGGGAGUGCCCCUCUUCCGCUGUCAAACGUUUGAAACCAUUUUCCUUUCAUUUAACGAGAUUUAUUCGCUGUCAAGUUAAAACAAGACAAAUAUGCUUUUACUAAUGUCGAAAAUAGGCUCUUUCACCGAAAAUACCUCCUAAUGCCCAAGCAGACUUCUGUUGACAAAUGGCGCGCACAAGUUUCCGGGUCCUAUGUUCAAAUAAACCUUUUCAGUAAACUUUCAACAUAUAUAGUAAAUUGACAGCAGAUUAGUAAUGUAUCAAACUUUAAAUAGUGAAAAUGCCAACCUUAGAUUUUUAGCCUGUAACUCUCUCAGACUAUUUCUCUGUGCCCCCACCCUACCCUUGUCUCCCUCGCAGCCGUUUUUGGGAUGUCACGCAACGCCCCCCAAAAGAUUUGGGAGAGCGUUGCGUGACAUCCAAAAAACGGCUGCGAGGGAGACUAACCCUACCCCGAAACUCCCCUUAACUUUUCUCCCGCUUUCCGGUGAUCUCCGGGGUGGCAACGAUAAAAAUAAACUCUCGGGAAAACGCCCUUUUUAAGAAUGCCCUUUUGUGUGAUGUUUAACCGAUAACCCAAUUGAUAGACGAAAGCGAUUUUGAUAAUAUUCAGGUAACGCAAUUAGGGUCGCAGCAACAACCCAUCUACAGCGGAAUGAUUGUAUCGAUUUUGCCAAAAUUAUCGAUAAAUCGGGGUAAGGCAUAUUUUCAGUGUACAAUUUAUACAUACGUAUUCAUCCUUAUGUAUGCCUGAAUUUAUAUGUCUACAGAUUAGAAGAAGCGGAUCGAGCGAAUGAUAGUUUUCAGUAGUUUUACAGAAUAUAGUCUUUGAACGGUCGUAAUCCGACUUCAUAUAUAUUUUACGGAUUAGUUUUGUGGGGUCUUUCGUAUCUUUAUGAAACCAUUUAUUGAAUAUAACACUCCAAGAGAUACAAUCAGAAUGAAAUAAAAUUGAUUAAGCUAUUCUUAAAUGCUGUAAUAAAAUUUCCGUCAUUCCAAAGUAAUUUAAUCAAUCAAUGUGUUCUAUUUUCAACACUAAGUGUUAAUUGUUAAAUUCUAUAAUCUCGGUUAAUCAGUUCAUAACUCGAUAUGACAGGGUCCUUGUUUUCUUAAUAACGAAACUACGAAAUCUGAGACCCCUACAUCUCCCGCUAAAUUUAACCUAAACCUCCGUGGAAAGGAUCGGACAGAAUAUAAUUUGACAGAUCAUACCUAUCUUCAGUUAUAAUUUGACUUCACACUUCGACGGAUUUAAUUUUAGCGGAUUUUAGUUUUCGUAAUCUGGAAAACUAAGGCGAAUCUUAGGUCUUUGGUCUUAGUUUUCCUAACACCCGGCCAAAACAUCCGCUUAAGGCCUAGAGGCUGGUUAAUUGUAGUCUCUCACUCAGGUGGAAAAAGAUAUCAUUUCCUGACAGUCAUUAGACUGUUCACAGCCCCUUAUUUUUCCGUUAAGACCGUCGAGAUCGAAGACUUUGCGUUGAGGGCAGCUAUCUAAGAUGAGUGUCAAAUCUACUUAGGAGGCGGGGAACGGAGCUAUAAUCCCCGACGCUCGCCCCCUGAGUAUAUUUGAAAAUCAAGAUGGCCACCUUAACGGUAAGAUGCACUAUAUCUCGACGAUCUCACGGAAAAAUAGGGGACUGUGAACAGUCUCGGCAGUAAUAAGAAAUGAAUUUCUGGUUGAUUAAAAUAAGUUAACCAUGUAAUGCAGGUUUGACUGGCCUGUAGAAAUAUUCUGCCCUAAAGUGUUUUGACAGAAAAAAAUUAGGAAUUAGCUUAGAAGCACUGUGUGGGUUUCAUUGUCGUUCAAAAAUUUAAAGUGUAGUAAACUUCACUCUCAUGUGGUUUUCCAGAACAUCCAGUUAAAGGUCCUUUUAAUAUAAAGGCAGACAGAUCGAUACAGUCAUAUACAGUCAUUUCUCUUAACUGUGUAUACGCGGGGGAAGGCGAGUCCUUAACAUAGAGGGUUUGUAAUGGCGAGCCGAGUUUGUUUCAGUUGUUUUUGCUGGGGGUUGAGCUGUUUGCAUAUCAUCGAGAUAUCCGUAACAGCGAGAUGUCCACAAGGCGAGAGUUGACUAUAAUUCGACCUUGAUACUAAACAGUGAGUUCAACCAAGGGAAAAUAAAAGCUCCUCUUUCCAGAGUUUUGUGAGGUUGGAGCCACCUUAAUACAAGGCGACCACUUAACGCUAAUAUAGGCCUUUUGCAAUAGUUGGUCACGUGAUCAACCUUCUGUAAACACGGAAAUAGUUCGCCUUUGGACAAUUUUGAUAGCAGGAACUGAAAGAGCAUGUUAAAAUUAAGUAAGCUGUAAAUUUUCACCCGUAUUUCUUAAAAGGGGCGAUUGUAACGGCCGCCGAAAAUAAGAAGGAUUUGUAUGAGAAUUUCAUUUCAGCAGUUCUUAUAUGAUUUAUUUCACAUACAUCUAUCACAGAAAAACAGCUCUUGGCACCCAGUCACACUUGAAUGGUUUUCCAUACAAAUCCUCGUAAUUUCGACAUUUUUGAACUGUCUUGAAGGCUUUCCCUUACGCAUUUGAGAUCUCCUGUUAUGAAUAAAAGGGAGAUUUGAGCCCCAUAAUGCUUCAGGAAAUAUUUCAUGUCAGUUUAAAAAUUUCCAAAUUUCCAAGGGUAUAUAUAUGGAAAACCACUCAAACGUCACUGGGUGGCAAGAGUUGCUUUUCCCUUCUAAUUUUCGGCGGCUAUUGCGAUUGCUACUUUUGAGAUAUACGGCAGAAAAUUGACAGGUUACCUAAUUUUAAUAUGCUCUUUCAGUUCUUGCUGACAAUAUUUGAAAAAGCGAAAUGUCUUCGUGCUUACAGAAAGUUGAUCACGUGAUCAACUAAUUCAAAAGGCCUAUUAACCCUUUAAGUCCCAAUAGUGACCAACAUCAAUUUUCUCCUAACGAUAUCUAUACAAUUUCAGGAGAUCAGGUUAUGAGAAUUAAUAAAAUGAUCGCCUGAGAGAAAAUGCUUUGAUCUUUUAUCAAAUUCUCUCAACUCAUUCCUCAAGAAAAUGUAUAGAGAUCAGAUUGGAGAAUUUGAAUGUGUAUAUUGGGGCUUAAAGGGUUAAACCAGCUGUUUUAGGUUAGCUUAUUUAAGCUUAUAUUUAUCUCAUUUUUACUUUAGAAAGACCAUAAACACUAACUAAUGAAAAAUCUUUAACUUUGCACAUGGCCGCUAAACAAAUUCCCAACGUCUUGGCGACUUUCGCAGUAACUUUAGUCGCCAUUUUUUUUUCUUGCUAUGGCUACCAAAAGUACCAAAAUGGUCACAGCUCGGAGCGCUGUUGUUUAGUGGUGUUUAACGUCAUUUUUUGAAACGUGUACUCUGUACUGUAGUCUGUACCGUGGUCAGUAUACUGUGCAGUGACAUGGAUACUAUUACGCGCGCUAUUACGUUUCUCUUUCUUUUUAUGAACUAGGUGGCUGAACUUUGAGAAAGUCAUCAACGCUUUGCUUUCCAAGCCAGUUUAUUACCUGAGUAUAACGAAACUACGGACCCACGCCAAGGAUAAGUGCUUCAUCGAUGACCAUGAAGAGUUUACCACCAUGGUGAAUUUCUAUCAUGACCUCGGGAUAAUUAUCAAGCACCGUCGCACAGUCAUCUUGAGUACCCAGUGGCUGAUAGACUUGUUCGGGCAGCUGAUCACUAUUCCAGAUUUUGAGAAAAUUGUAAGAUAUACAUUAUAAACUUGUUUUUAAACUAUGGCAAUGGUUGCAGAAGUAUUUCCGGUCGUCACUUCUCUCCACUUUCUAGCUGCAGAGAAGCGACGACCAAAAAUACGCCUUAAUUUGUAGGCUAUAUCUAUUGGUACAUGUGACCGCUGAAAUCAUGGGUUCAACAAAAUCCAAUUAUAUUCAUAAUGAGGACGUACGUGUCAUCUGAACAAUAGUAACAAUCUACCUUUAAAGGUGUGCAAUGGAAGUAAGUAAAGGCAACUGUGAAAUCAAUAAAGAUUGUCCCCCCAAUGCUUCCCCUCUCACACAAGUCUUAUACCGCAUCACUUGGUGCCCACUAACAAUAAGAGCUGUUCAUAAGCAAUUUACCUUUAAUUGUCGUGAUAUGUGGUCUUAAAGGAACGUCUCAAAACAAAACAGAGUGGAAAGAUACAUACACGUCUGCUGAAACCAGCAACUCUUUAUGUCGACCAAUCAGAACGCACUUUCAGAUUCUGGAAGUGAAAUUUGGCCCGUAAGAUGUUUCCGCUGAGUAAACCAAAUGGAGGAUGGUGGCAUUUACGUGGCGCUUUAACGAGCAUUCCAAAGAUUUAAAAUCUGAGGUCUGCUUAGAACGCUAUGAUCUUUUUUCGCCCCCGGAAAGGUUUAUUAAGUUAUGCUUUCUAGGCAGUCUUUCGUAACUACCAUUUUACAUGCGUCCUCACACAAAUCCGCAAAUUGCAAGAACAAACUUUUUUCUCGAAUGCUUAUUUAAAAUGUUCUAAAAAUACAGUCUAACCUCUCCUUACGGACACCUCUCCAUUAUGGACAGUUCGUUUGGUCCCAGAAAUGCCAAAAAUCUUACAUUCCCUACCUCUAUAAUCCGGACACCUCUGUAAAGCGGACACUUGGUUCUGUCCUUUUGGUGUCCGUAUUAAAGAGGUUUGAACGUAGCUUGUUUCUUUUAAUAGACUUACCAAAAAAUAAUUAGUGUAAUAAUUUCGUAGUGUAAAAUGGUCCUACAAGAAAGCUAUUUUGAAAAGUUUUGUGAUCAUUCCUCGUGUUAUUCCGUCUUAGGUCCCUAAGUUUGCAAAGCACUGGAAAGAAGUCGAAAAAAGCGGUGUUCUCAGCAUGGAACUGCUUGAUCAUGUGNGAUCAUUCCUCGUGUUAUUCCGUCUUAGGUCCCUAAGUUUGCAAAGCACUGGAAAGAAGUCGAAAAAAGCGGUGUUCUCAGCAUGGAACUGCUUGAUCAUGUGUUUUCCAAAUUUCUUCUGAAGGGCGUUGCCAGGAAAGACAUUCUGGAUUUGAUGGAACAAUUUGCUUUGAUUGCUAAAUUUCCAUCUUCAAAGACAGGAGAAAAAUAUUUUGUUCCAUCUCAACUCAAAGGGUCGCCUGAUUCUCUUUGUUCCAUGGCGCCCACAACCGUCGACCCUUGUCCCCUGUUUGUUUACUUCAUCAGCGGCUCUGUUCCCCAUGGUUUGUUCACUCGGCUUGUUUCUCGAUCUGUCCAUUGGUGUUCUGAUGCUGGUCCUUCUCAGCCCCCUACCCUGUACCAAAAUGGAGCGUGGUUUGUUAUUGGGAAACAAACUGUCCAUGAUUUUGUUCUUAUUUGUAAGAAGCAGUUUAUUAAGUUCUUUAUCACGCAAAGAAAUCAGCAGAUCUCUGUGGAAAGCACAAGUGAGAUUGCGCUGCAGGUUCGUGAGUUUGUGGAGGCAACAUUGCAAGCUUUGUCACGUGAUCUCUAUAAAGGUGGAUUGCAGUAUCAUAUUCGGGUCGCCUGUCCGUAUUGUCAGCGGGAAAAGUGUUCAAGCCAUGAUCAGAUUGCAUGUUCUCAUGAAGAUUGUCUUCACCUCCUUGAGGUAAGACAUGGCGAGCCUCUAAUUUGCAAGGAGAAACCUGUGAAGGAGGUACUCACAGUUACGGGACACCAAAAGUGGUUCUCACAGAUAUCAACAAGGGUAGGUAGCAGUGAAAUGCGAUCUCUAGCAGUGCUGUUAGCAUAUAUCAAGCGAAUACACAUACUACUAAAACUUAUGUCCUUAAGAGGUAGCCAUAUAUUCAAACUAAAAAGGCUUCAACAAAGUCUAUGCAUGUGCUUUGUUGGGUUAUAGUAUGAUGUACAACAUAUGCCUUCAUUUAUCCUACCACGAGCUUCUCUGCAGUGUAAGAGAAGGCUUCGUUGCUGUCAACUUAGCGAACAUUGGUACUUUAUAAUAUCAAGUAAGUUGAUAAGGUCAAUUGGCUACCAUGUAUUACUAAUUGUUAUUGUCCUGUAGGCAUAGCAGUGGGCAUAUAACCUUUUCUCAAGUCUUUUUUAAUGUGAUGUUUUGCUUUGCUGUUGAGCAAUAAGUUUAUAACAUCUAACGUGUUAACAGGUAGAACCCCCCAGAUGUAAAAAUUUAUAUUUUAAAGUGUACAAUUUUGGUUGCUAUGCAGGAAGCGUGUACUCCAUCAUCAUCACCUGAUACUGCACAAGCUCGUCCAGAUUGUCUGGUACUGAAAGUUACCCUUCUCGCGAAUGAGUGGGGCUCGUCCAAGGGUGGCUUGUCAACAAUAAACAGAACUCUUGCCAUACAUUUGGCAAAAGACCCACACGUAGAAGUAACCAUUCUUGUACCUGAAUUUGAGUGUGGCGAAGAGCAUAAGAGAGCUGCCAAAAGUCACAACAUUUCCAUCCGGGAAGCAGAGCGCCUUCCUGCCUUCAGUGAUCCUCUUGACUGGUUGAGUUUUCCACCAGAUGACCUUGACAUUCAGGUUGUGAUCGGCCAUGGAGCAAAGCUUGGUAGACAAGCACAGAUUAUAAGAAAGUCUCAUUGCUGUAAGUGGGUGCAGAUUGUUCACACUGAGCCUGAAGAGCUGGCGAUGCAUAAGAACUAUCCAAGCGCCAUUGCCAAGGGAGAAGGGAAGAACAGAGCUGAAGUUGAACUUUGUCAAAUUGCAGAUCUUGUUGUAGCUGUUGGACCCAAGUUGAAACACGCUAUCUCGUCGCAAUUGCGUUCAUCUCGUCGAGAAAUCUUUCAAUUGAUACCAGGUUCCUUUACAGAGUUUUCAGAUGUUGAGCAUUCUGAACAAGAGAAUGUAAAUUUCAAAGUGUUAACCUUCGGUCGCGGUGAUUUUGAAGACUUUAGUCUUAAAGGAUACGACAUUGCCGCUCAAUCUAUAGCUCAAUUGAAGGACAGUUCCUAUAGUCUUGUUUUCGUUGGUGCAUCCGAUGGAAGGCAGGAUGACGUCGCAGAAAUCUUACUCCAGACUGGCAUUUCAAAGAACCAGCUGAUUGUUAACCAGCUGAUUGUGAGAUCAUUUGUGAAAGACAAACAAAGAUUGAGAGAAUUGUUUUGUGAAGUCGACCUGGCCAUUAUGCCAUCAAGAACUGAGGGGUUUGGUUUGACAGCAUUGGAGGCCAUGUCAGCCGGUCUUCCCAUUCUAGUUAGCGGAAACUCCGGAUUUGGAAAAGCACUGUGUGGUCUUCCAAUGGGUGAAUCAUUUGUGAUCGACUCUGAUGACCCCAAGGAAUGGGCAAAGGCAAUUGCAGCCAUCCGUCGAAAAUCAAGGACACAGCGGCUUGAGGAAAUCCAAAGACUGCGAAGAAGUUAUGAUGAAAGAUUCUCUUGGAAGAGACAGUGCCAGGCCCUUGUUGCCAGAAUGUGGAAGAUGGUCUAUGGUAAGAAAUCAAAUUUACCGAUAGAAAAAUAA
This is a messenger RNA of Porites evermanni, 11100 nucleotides long. The record is from the annotation of a GenBank genome assembly. NCBI's taxonomy places the organism in Eukaryota, Metazoa, Cnidaria, Anthozoa, Scleractinia, Poritidae.